GAUGAUCUUCUUAAUCUCGAUACAUGUUAUUAAUACUAUUUGUAUGCAAACUCGUAUAAAGCGCACAUCUCCUCAUUUUUUCUCUAAAGAUUGAUUUUAUUGAGGAAGUGAGCUGGGAUAAAGUUAAGAACAUACGGGGGCGACACAUCUCAGUGAGAUGGAGGGCGCUGGCCACCGUAUCGUUUGCUAGGUUUGGGCGUCGCUGCGUCUCGGCUUUCGGCGGGCGGCUGGUGCGCGGCGGCGGCCGGCGCGGCUGUGCGCACACAGCGCCGCCACGCACGCUUGUAUCGCGACCCAGUCUGCUCUGACGUUUAGCCGAGCCGCCGGUGUCGCCCUGCCGCACCGUUCGCAAAAACGUAUCACCGUACAUUAUAUUCUGCGCACUUUGAGAUAUCGGGAGAUAAUCGAAAGUGUUAGGUGUCGGCGGUGGUAGUGAGGUCGUGCGUAGAGGCUAGGGCUCGGACGGUGCGGGCCGGAGUGCGAGGGUGCGGGCGAGCUGCCGGCCGCAGCGUGCGAGCGCCGCAGCAGCUGGCGGUGUUUACACGCGGCGCCUGCAUCCGCCCGAGCGCCCCGAGCGCCUCGAGCGCCUCGGUGGCUGUGCGCCCGUGCGCCCCGUGCGCUGUGAGCUGCAACAUACAACACCCCUCAUUUACUAUUCAGCGCUGUGAAUUUUUAACUUUGCGAACGACCGAAGAUAGAGGUAUUUAAAUGCUUAUUAAACCUGACUCUCGCAGAGAGACCGGCCGUAGUGCACAUUAGUGUCACGAGCUCAGAGCAUACGCAUCGAAACAGAAUUGUCAUAGUUCAUUCGAGUGAUUUCACAACUUCGUAAAUAUGGGUGCUAAAGAAAGCGUGGAGGCUGCUAAAUUUUCUUCGCAAAAUUGGAACAAUUUCGAGCAUGCCGUUGUGAAACACCAGUACCGACACGGCACGCAGCGGUCGCAGAGCUUGAACCGCGGCCACUCGCUCUCGCGCACCGAUGGGACCUGGUGACAUCACGGGACCGCGGGCAGCAUAGUGCAGUGCGCCGAGUGUGGCACGCGCACGAUGGGCAACAAGCUAUCGUCGUGCUCCUGCGCGCCCAUCCUGCGCAAGGCGUACCGCUAUGAAGACAGCCCGUGGCAGAACUCGCGACGAAGAGACGGACAUUUGCUAAGACUAUGGGCUGAGGUAUUCCACGUGUCCGCGAGCGGCGCCGGCACGGUGAAGUGGCAGCAAGUCUCGGAGGACCUGGUACCCGUGAACAUCACCUGCAUCCAGGACUCGCCCGAGUGCGUGUUCCACAUCACCGCCUACAACUCGCAGGUCGACAAGAUCCUCGACGUUAGACUACUGCAGCCCGGCACUCGAAUCGGUCAAGCGUCUGAAUGCUUCGUGUAUUGGAAAGAUCCCAUGACUAACGACACAUGGGGACUAAACUUCACUUCUCCCAUUGAUGCCAAACAAUUUAGGGAAUGUUGUUCACCAUCAUUCAAAUUCUCCCGCAAGGCUUCAUCAAGCUACAGCCUGAAACUGGAGCCUCCUGGCAACAAGCAAAAGUUCAAGGCUAAGAGGAAGCCACUGUCUACACCUGCAAGCCCUAAUCGAUCCAGUCUGACCUACGGCCGUGAGCCUCAAUGCACAUGCAUGACGCAAGAACAAUACGCACGACUGAGAGCCCAGGAUCCACGUUAUCGCUCGUCGACUCUGCCCCGCACUACAACCCGUGCGAUCGAGACGGAGGCGGGCGCUGCGGGCGGGACUGCUGGCCGCUCCGAUAAAGUAGCCGCUGCCACUUCAUCCACGUCACUGUAUGACAAUGUGUCCAGCUCGCAGCCAGCACAUCAGCCGCCACCUAAACCGGCAUCUCGGCAGUCAGACACACAGCCUCCGACACGACCUCCGAAGUCACAAGAGACGUCGACUAUGACUACGAAUACUUCUACAGCUCCUAAGACUGUCACAGCUUCAGUGGGAACGCAUGGCACUAACACAAACGAAGAAACUCAAGCGGGCGGCGGUGGUGGUUCCUCUCAGCACACUCAAGACCUGAAGUCAGAAGGUGUGCAGGCUGGCGGCACCCUCACGUCUUCUAAGUCCUCGGCCACCUCGACGCGCUCCGGCAAGGAGCAUCUGCAGCACAUGCCUAAGAGUGUCGACUACGGAGACGGCAAUGAAUCAGACUGUAUGAAUUUUCAGUCCCGUGAAUCGGAUAGACAUGCGGCCCAUCAUCACAACGUGAUCAACAAUAAUACUUCGGGAUCGCGGCGCACUAAGUCCAAGAGCACUGAAGAUAUGAACAUGGACUCGAGCACUUUGAAGCGCAUGCUGAAGCCGAUGCCAUCGACAGAGAGUCCGGUGACGUCACCGGAGAUGGGACGGCGCCGGUACGGGGGUGCGGCGCCGUGCCCGCCGUCCUGCGGCUCGCACGGCCACAGGCAUCCGCAGCACAUGCACCACGGACACUACUCACAUAUCGUCAACAAUAACAGUCGCCAGAGUUCGCAGCGUCGCGGCGUGGGAGUCGGUGCAGCACCUAGCGGCUAUCCAGGCCGUGGCCUAUAUCUAGAGUUGGGUGGUGGAGAACGGGACAUGUCGCCUCCGUCGGACAAUGUGAUGUUCGAUAACCAGUGCUACGCGACCACGCCAUCUUCUUCAAAUGGCAACUCAGACCAAGAGCCAUGUCAGCGCCGCGAUUCGAGACAGCACCAUCACGCGAAGCCAUGUUUGUCCCGUCAAGCAUCACAGUCGAGCGCCACUCCAGCCCCCGGGUCGCCCACCUCGCGUCUGCUGCUGGAAUAUGAGAUGCAUCUGAGAAAUACUCUUGCCAAGGGCAUGGAUGCUGAGAGCUACAGUCUGCACACUUUCGAAGCUCUGCUAAGUCAAAGCAUGGAAGAUUUAGAAUACAACGACAACGUGUCAUCUUCCAAUCAACGCAGUCCAUAUCCACCGAGACGACGACCGACCCAAGAAUCAAUUCUACAGUCUUUGAGACACCUUAAGGAGGCUGCGAUAAGGGACCGAGCAGCGUCCCAGUGCUCCGGGGGAGGCAGCCGAUCUUCAACCUUGCCGCUGCCACACCGACUUGGCGUCGAAAGACAACAUAGCGCAAGAUCUGAUCGCGAUGGAUAUUACAGUGAUCGCAAUGAACUGAUGCGAGAACGCGAGAGGGAUCGAGAGCGGGGCUAUUUGAGUGAUCACAACACCAGGGACAGAGUUCGAGAUCGCGAUCAAGGAUAUUUGAGCGAUCAUCAAUCAAGUUUCGUGAGCGCAUCCCGGUGCGCUUCAUGCAUCGGUGAGUCAGCCCGCGCGGCGUGGUACCGCCACUCAGACGGGUGGCGUGGUGCCCCUCCUCCCGGCCCCCGCCGCUCCCCCUGGGACUCCCUUCCCAGUCUCCGCCAUGAAGGCAGCCUUAACGACUCGGGCUACAGGAGCAACAGGGCUGACAGCUUCGAACAAAGGGGUGUUUUCGACCGGCAAGACAGCGUUCGCUCGGAAUAUACAAGCGAUCGGGAAUCAACGCGCUAUGGGAUUGUUCAACAAGCUUCGAUUGAUAGCACCGACUCCAGAAUCUGCUACUUGACAUCGAGUGAGAUAUCAGAUGAUGAUCGCAUGUCGCUAACGACGGCGGUUUCUGACGAAGAGGAUCCGGGCGAGAGCGCGAUGAAUUCUCCCUAUAAAGGCAAGCAGACUGGCGCCGCAGCCGCAUCGUUCAACUGCACAGGAGCCGUCAGGAAAGCUGGGUUUUUGAGUGUGAAGAAGUGGCUGCUGCGUAAAAAGCAUCAGAUUGAAUUGGCACGCAAACGUGGUUGGAAGGGGUACUGGGUGUGCUUGAAGGGCACUACACUGCUCUUCUACCCUUGUGAUUCUCGCGAAGGCCGCUCCGUAGAAGCCGCUCCAAAACAUUUGAUCAUAGUUGAUGGAGCUAUCAUGCAGCCGAUACCGGAGCACCCCAAGCGCGACUACAUAUUCUGUCUUAGCACUGCUUUUGGUGAUGCAUACUUAUUCCAAGCACCGUGUCAGAUUGAACUGGAAAACUGGGUGAAUAGCAUACAUAGUGCAUGUGCUGCUGCCUUCGCUCGUCACCGUGGAAAGACUGGGACCCUUCAUUUACUUCAAGAAGAAAUAUAUCGCCUUGAGAAGGCGAUUGAAUCUGAUCACAAGCUUAAACAUAUGGCAGAUCUGCAACAGUCAGUAGUUUCUGAUCCCGAGACUCGGGCACAACUGGCUGUCCAAAUGCUGCAGUGGGAAGAAAACCUUGAACGUCUACACUGUGAGCAAUUCCGAUUGCGUUGUUAUAUGGCGAGCCUUCAGAGCGGCGAACUCCCCAAUCCCAAGUCGCUGCUAACUCACGUCUCCCGGGGCACAAAGAGCACGCUGAACAAGCUAGGAGUGUUCACGGUGUCAUCUUUCCACGCGUUUAUCUGCGCGCGGUCGCCGUCGCUGCUGAACAACUUGCUGGCCGGGCGCGGCGCCACCAAGAGGCGCGCGCCGCAACUGUCGCGUUCCAACUCUGGAUCUAGCAGGCGUUCCAUGCAGAUGUCCCGCGAGGACGGGGAGGCGGCCGUGCGCGUCUCGCUGCCGGAGGGCACCACGGCCACGGUGGGCGUGCGCGAGGGCAUGUCCGUCGAGGAGUUCCUCGCCGCCGCCUGCGCACGACGCUCGCUCAACGCCCUCGAACACUUCGUCAGGGUCAAGAAGAGGCGGGACAUGGAAGAUCACAACUAUUUCGUGCCACAUCGCAGCGAUCUCAUUGAAACCUACUUGCACACACAUGAAGUUGUUGAAGUGUGCGCCAAGAUCCUGUAUCAAGUGGAAUUACAACGCACGACGCUGGAGCAGAUGUGGGGCUUCAGCGUAGAAGCCGAGCUCAUUGAGAACGCCGAGCGACAAGACGAGCUCUGCUGCUACGUGAGCCGCGUCGAAGACAAGAGCGUCGCCAUGCAAAAUGGUAUAAUCAAAGGCGACGAAAUAAUGGUGAUCAACGGAGCGAUCGUAUCUGACCUAGAUAUGAUGUACCUGGAGAGCGUUUUGCAAGAGGAACUGUCCCUCGUCAUGAUGAUGAGGUCGUCGCGCACGGAGCCGCCGGAGCUGACGGGCGUGAUGCGCGCCGCCACCGACGACAUAAUCGAUUCCCUCGUGUGCCCGCCGCCUCCCAGCGAGCCGCCAGUCAUCUCCGACGACAUGAUAUCCGGCCUCAUCGUGCCCGCGCCCGCCUGGAGUAAGGAGUUGUACAGCCCGGACCAAGACGGGCACGGCGACGCAGUCAGCACUGGUCCACCGAAAGUCAGCUCCCGAACUAACUCGUUCGAGAUCGAAAAUCUACUUAAGAGUGCCGAGCAGGUGACGGGGUGGUGCCGCUCGCCGGCCGAGACGCGACGCGGCAGCCCCACCGGCAGCGUGGCCAGUGCCGCGGCCGGCACGCCCUCGCGACACCUCUCCGAUGCCGAUAAGCUCAAGAAGGUACUCCUGGAACUCGUCGACACUGAACGAGCUUAUGUCAAGCACCUGAACAACUUACUGGAAAACUACCUGGAGCCCCUCAAGAAGGAAACUUUUUUAUCAAACGCCGAGAUCAACGCUUUGUUCGGCAAUAUACAGGAGAUAGUGACUUUCCAAAGACAAUUCCUGCAAAACUUAGAGGAAGCGCUUGAGGCUGAACCUAACUUCCAUCACUUUGAAUUUUCAAACCAGUUCAAGAACGUACUUUUUGCGGUUGGGAACGCUUUUCUGUAUUACGUAAACCAUUUCAAAUUGUACAGUUCUUUCUGUGCUAGUCACAGCAAAGCUCAGAAAGUAUUACAUCCAAAUGAAGGUAAUCAAGCUUUACAAGAGUUUCUUGCGGCUCGAAAUCCAAAACAGCAACAUUCAUCAACGUUGGAGUCGUACUUAAUAAAACCCAUUCAGCGGAUAUUAAAAUAUCCGCUUUUACUUCAACAAUUGAGAAAUUUGACUGAUGUAAAUUCGGAGGAGCAUCUCCAUUUAGUGGAGGCUCUGAAAGGCAUGGAAAAAGUUGCAGAGCACAUUAAUGAAAUGCAACGAAUACAUGAAGAAUAUGGUGCUAUAUUUGAUCACUUGUUUAGGCAACAUCAAAAGUCUUGCAAGCAACCUAUAGAUCUAAGUCCUGGCGAUUUGUUAUACUACGGUGGAGUAGAAUGGUUAAAUAUUUCUGACUUUUUAGGAAAAAUUAAAAAGGGAUUGGAAUUGCACGCAAUGUGCUUUGUAUUUAAAUCGGCUGUUGUCUUCCUCUGCAAAGAAAGACUGAGGCAGAAGAAGAAACUUAUGGGAGUAUCAUCCAAAAAUAGUUCCAACGAGGUAGAAAUUAUCAGGUACCAGGUACUGAUACCAGUAACCGAGGUGCAAGUUCGGGCCUCCUCAGCCAAAGACAUGGACAGCCAUUUCCUGUGGGAGCUCAUUCAUUUGCGGAGCCAACUGCAGCGGCGCUCCGAGAAAGUUUACGUCCUGUCUAACAGUACGGCGGAUUUCCGCAACGCGUUCCUCAAGACGAUCCGGCAGAUCAUCCGCGAGUCCGUGCGGAACAUGUCACUGCCGACGUCACGGCCUGCGCCGGCGCCGCCCCGAGCGCCGCACACUCUUGAUAGAGACAGGCCCAAGCACCAGGUGCAAGUAAUGCAGGGAUCACAAACCCUCGGAAAAACAAAGAAGCCUAAAACUACUGGACAACGAUUAUCGGCAGGAAACAUUGAGGUAGGCGACUUGUCGCGCGAGAACUCUCAGGAUGCUGACGAGCCGCCGCCAGAGCCUCCUCCCGAGGAACCCGCCUUCAGGCAUCGCAGCAAGACUCUUGGUGAUGCCACUGAGACCAUAGUGAAACGCGCUCCUCCGCCGCCGCCGCCCGACGCCGAUAAGUGCGACCCCGGCUGCAAGUCCGAGGGUGAAGACGAACAGCCUCCACCGCCCGCCAAGCGCGGCCUCGGCAGGACCCCCAACCAUCUCACGCUUAGCACGACAUCGACGCUCAGUGCAGGCAGUACUGGCAGUCAGGCCCGGCUCAUCCAGUCGUCACAUCAACCCACUCAGUAUCAACCCACCAUGGUAAAGGAACUAGGAUCGCCCGUGUGGAAACCGCGCGACAUGUCGAGCAGUGCGGGCGGGGGCGGGGGCGGGGGCGGUGGCGCGGGCGGCGCGGCGCCCACCACGCUGCCGCGCUCCACGCGCGCGGCGCCGCGCCCGCACCACCUGUCGGCCAGCCGCAAGUCGCUGGCGCCCGACCACCGCCACUAGCCGCCACUAGCCGCCACUAGCCGCCACUAGCCGCCACUAGCCGCCGCGCCACGCUCCACCCGCGCCGCGGACGCACACCCCCACUUUUGUUGUCCGCCGACUACCGAACCUACAAUACUCAAACCACUUCCGUGCGAUGUUAACCUCCACCUUGGUUCUUCCCAGUUCCCCUUACUUUUUAAAUAUUUCUAAUUUGCUCUGAACUUACGUUUUAAAGCUCAAAGAUUUAUCAACCUGUGUUCAAAUCGUUCAAGCAUUUGUUUAUAUUUUCUUUGAAUGAGCUCAAAGUAUCUUUGUGUUAGGUGCAUAAUCCACUGCUCGUAACGAAUAAGACUGCGUGCGGCUAUUUUGUGAGGUAUAGUGUACCUAUCUAAUAAUAUUUAAAAAUAAUUUGACAAUACCCUCGUUUAAACAACUCAUAACAUUGGGACAUUUUUUUGUGAAAUGAACGCAUUGUAAAAAAUCUAAUUAUGAAUCCAUGUCUGAAAAUGUAAAAAACCGAUAGCUCUACAUAUUGCACUGAUGAUUUCUUUAUAAUUAAUAGGAAAAAGUAAAUAUAUCGCGUUGCAUUAUUUGUUAUGAGGUUUGAAAAUGAAAUGUUGACUCAACAAAACGCGCUACAGUACAGUAACGCAUCGUGUUACCUUCCACAUGGAACAUAAUUUGUUGUUUCAGUAUAUAAAUAUCUGUUGGAUAUGAAAAUAAACCUCAUAUUAAUAGAAAAUAAGUUUUAUUUAAAAUCGACCUACAUGAAGCGUUUAUUUAGGUAGGUCUAUUUUAUAACUACAAAUAAAUGACAAUAUCAAUAGAAAGUCAGGAAAAUUAUUGAGUCACAUUACAUAGUUUAAUUUCAGUAAUGAAUUGUUAUUGGACAUGUUACUUUGACGUCGAAAAGGAUUACAAACUUCGCAUAGAACGGUAUUCUCGUAAUAACGCUCACACCAUCGAAAAGUAAUUUAUUUACACGUCUUAUCGUAGUCACAAAGCAUGUCACCUCUAUACAGAGAUAUCUAUCCUCGUGAAGACUUUCUACUUUAGCUUUAUUUAAGGCAUUCCUUUACUACUUGUUUAAGCAUGCGAAUAUCCUAUAGAUUCGUUUGUACGGACUGUUCUGUGCCAAAUUAGGUACUCUCUACACCUCCUUGUGCUUGAAUACUUAUCGUGAAGAUAUUCCUGAAUAAAUAAAUAUAUCGUGAGAGUAGUUAGCUGUAAUGUAUUUGCGUUUCAUUUUCGUCACAUUGGCAACUCACUACCCUAUAGUUCAAAUGCACUAACCCAAAUGGAAAUAUACACUAGGUAGUUUUGAUAAUAAUUUCUCUUCGUGAUCAAAUUCGAAAGUUCUAUCAUAGGCUAGGUGAAUGAUAUAACAUGUAUCCACAAUUUGAGUUCAACUAUUAAUUAUUGAAUGUAUUAUAAUUAUUGUGAUUGUUUGUUUGCUGUAAUAUAUUGUAAAUGUGUUGACUGCAGUCACAGAAAACUUUUAACUGGAUCGACGACACACUUCCAAACUGUGAUAUUUGCAGAUACGACAUCCGUGGUGUUUAAUAAUAUAUUACUGUCGGAACAUUCUGUCACUCACAGGGAAAGCUGUUUAUAAAUUCUUGAAAUUAAAAUAAUGAAUGAGUUUACCAUUAAGCAACGGAAUUACAGAGUGUUUCCGACUUGCAGUAAUAUAUUAUGUAUCGGAUCGUGCCUGUCGAUAUCUCGACGGAAGUCGGGCAAUGUCGAGUCUCGUAGCACUUGGUGGAUAUUUCUUGUCGAGACAUAUCAUCGGUGGAGCUGCCUCAUUCAGCUUACAAGUUUUCUCGUGAUCUAGUUACUGUUUAUUAAUUUUAAAUAUGUUGCAGUAACCAGGAGUAUGUAUACACAGUAUGCACUAUGAUGUUUAGAUAAUACCUGUGUAAUAUAUAUAUGUAUAUUAUCGUGACCACAUUAUACUUUGACUUAUAUUGUUUAAGUGUUUGUUUUGUGACUUAUUGAAAUAAAACCGUUUAUUAAUAUACAUAUGUUAAAAUAUUCGAAUUUAAUAAUUACGAACUUAUACAAUCAAUUUAUAGAUUAUUAUUAUACUAAGAAAAUUAUAAUUAAUAAAAUGAAUAAACAAAUAUGAGUGAAAAAUUAAAUGAAGGAUGAGCUCAUUAAUUGCGAUUGUAUUUCAUACUUCAAUGACAUUUGAAAGUAAAGUAGGAAAAUGAAUGAAUAUUUAGAAAGACUUAUUGAAGUAAAAUACGAAAGUAACUAAUGUUAUAAUAAGUAUUGAACUUUUAUAAUUUGUUGUUGAUAUGGUUUGCAGAUUCUGUUGUUUUGUCAUUACUUUAUAUCAAUGUAUUUAUCGAGAGUAAUCUCACCCGUAUACAAUGUUAGGUAUGUAUAACCGUUGGCAAACUGCUUUACACAUUUCAGAAAUGGUUCUUCGCAAGUCGAUAAAUUAUUUGGUGCACUACUCAUUAUCUUUUUCUAUAAUGAUUACCGGAACGUAUUUCUUAAUAAUCUUUUAUCUUCCAGAAACUGUAUUUAUAGUUCGUAGUCACCAUCUCGUUUAUAUCUUUAGACUGACUAUUUACUUACCCGCAACAUCUCUGUGUUAUCAUUUUGUUGAAUCGUCUAAAUUUAAAGUGCCUUCACAUGUUUUCACAAAAACGUGCCACGUGUGUUAUAAGUUUCAUAGAUGAACCAUAUGAAAAAUAUAAAGUAGUAAGUCAACGCCUGCUAAAUGGGAAACGGUAUUAAUUCUAGUAUCCUUUAGUGGCUUCCAAAACAACUAGUCUAAUUUACAAUUUAAAUGAUGUAUUAUUGUUUUCAUAAGUAUUUGAUAUGUUAAAUUUUGUGACACAUAUGGAAAUUACUUUUUAUUGCUUAUGAAUAAACAUAAAAUAUGAUAUA
Messenger RNA from Helicoverpa armigera (cotton bollworm), 10107 nucleotides. It is a transcript of the gene sif, whose product is annotated as still life. The record is from RefSeq and is a predicted model, not a curated record. Lineage: Eukaryota; Metazoa; Arthropoda; Insecta; Lepidoptera; Noctuidae. Bases 1048 to 7224 code for a protein of 2058 amino acids. Gene Ontology annotation, cellular component: membrane; synapse. Gene Ontology annotation, molecular function: protein binding; guanyl-nucleotide exchange factor activity. Gene Ontology annotation, biological process: positive regulation of axonogenesis; activation of GTPase activity; small GTPase-mediated signal transduction. The transcript is spliced from 44 exons.